This is a messenger RNA of Lethenteron reissneri (Far Eastern brook lamprey), 5902 nucleotides long. RefSeq names its product cubilin-like. Gene Ontology annotation, biological process: proteolysis. NCBI's taxonomy places the organism in Eukaryota, Metazoa, Chordata, Hyperoartia, Petromyzontiformes, Petromyzontidae. Gene Ontology annotation, molecular function: serine-type endopeptidase activity. Gene Ontology annotation, cellular component: membrane. The record is from RefSeq and is a predicted model, not a curated record.
GAGAAAAACGUGUUUGGUAACCUGCAACAUCGAAUUUGCGUAAAGGGAAGACUCGCUCGUAUAUUAAGGCAGCAGCAGUUUCAGGGUGACGGGUCUGACUGACAUUCAACUGGCCUGUAAAACAGAGUAAAACUGAUCAAGAUAUGGGGUUCCUUGGAAGCCUCCUUGUGGUGGCUCUUCUAUGUCAAGUAUACAAGACAUCAGCUACAAUCAGCACAACCAUAACACCACCAUCACGACCUGGAUCAUCUGAUAUGCCUGGCCACAACCUGACGUUCGCUACCACGACCUACCCCGGAUUGAAUUACACCAUGAGCGGCAUGUGGCGGCCUUCGUUCAACAUGACGGCGUCUCCGUUCAACAUGACAACGUCUCCGUUCAACAUGACGGCGUCUCAGAGCAGCUGCGGCCAAGCCCUGAACAUGUCGAUCGGCCAAUUCAUGUACUCCUACUACAUGACGGAAACGUGCAGCUGGGAAAUCUCAGUGCCGCGAGGAAUGGUGGUGACCAUCAACUUCCAAAUAUUUAACAACUACUACAACAACAGCAUUCGGAUCUAUGACGGCCCACUGAAUCAGGUCACUGACCUACCAGUAAAUGUGUAUAGGUACAACUACGUGUCCUCCACUGAAUCGGUGCGGGUUGUCGUCACCAAGAACAACAACGGUUGGCUGUACCUGCAUGGAAAUUUCUAUGCUACACCAGCUGAUAGCCACUGUGGAGGCGUUUUGGAUAUAAUAGACAGCAGCCUGUUAAUACUGUCUCCAAACUACCCCAACAACUACCCCAGCAACCUAGAGUGCGUCUGGAUCUUCAAGGCACCAAGCCGUGGCAUCUCACUGUCAUUCAUGGAUUUCAGGAUGGAUGCUGACAAUUCAUCACAAGGGCAGAGUCACAGCAGGUGCGUGGGAGAUUCCCUGACCAUUUACAACGGAGAAAAUGUACACUCCGUGAUCCUGGACUCACUUUGCAGCAACAGCCCUCCCAGCCAGAGCCCGCAGUCCCAAGGCAGCAUGAUGGUGGUCUUGAAAUCCGGUGAAAGGAAUUCUUCUAGAGCUUUUGCUUUCAGCGUUUCACAAAACGGGUUCCAAGGGACUUGUGGAGGUGUAUUUAAUGGAACUGAAGGUUUCAUUUCUGGGAACGAUUCCUUCAGUAGCAACAAUUGCUACUGGCUCAUUGAAACAAGUCCGGACAAAGCUGUGUUCUUGAAUGGAACCUUCUGCCGGAAUGCUGAAAUCCAUGAAGGCCAGUCCAUCAAAGGGCCGACUUUGGCCAUUGUCAAUAAUUAUUACUGCGAAAACAUAAAUAUCCUCUCCUCUGGAAAUAAAGUCGUAUUAAUCACAUAUGGACCAUUUAAUGUGACUUACAAGGCUUCAGAACCGUCAACAUUGCUCGGCUGUGACUUUGAGCAAGGAUUCUGCGGAUGGCAAAACAAAUAUGAAAAUGCCGUUCAGUGGACGGCAAUUCAAUACAACAAUGUCUACGUAUUGCCAAUACUGAGUCUAAUUCCACACGGUCGUGCUUUCCUGGGCAUCAACCAAUAUAUGUACAACUCCAUGUCGACUCUGCUGAGCCCUCUCAUGACACAUCAAAACGGCCUCAGGUGCCUGAGCUUCUGGUUCAGCAUCGUUGCAAAUAGCAACUCCUCGCUGGCCUUGUACGUGACGGACACAGACUCCGCGCAGCGCUCUCUCCUGUGGAAGGCCUCCCCCCUCCGGGGCAUGAAUGCACGCUGGGGCAGGGUACUUGUCAACAUCAACUACACCAACUACCAGCUUGAGUUCGUGGCCGACACACACAUGCAAGAAAUCUCCCUCGUAGGCAUAGACAAUGUAACCCUGUCUGAUGGAGAAUGCCCUCAAGCUCCCCGUCCGUGCUACGAAUUCAUCAGUGCCUCUGAAGGACGCCUGGAGACCCCCCACGUUUCACAAAGUGACAAUGACUUCUGCCUGUGGGCUAUCAAUGGCAGCUACAACGAUAAAUUCCGAAUUUUCCUGGAAUUAAGCGGCCCAUCAGAGCAGAACGGCACGGAGGGUUGCUCCUCGAGCAAUAUGGUGGGUGCAGUAAUGGCAAAUAGAUACGGCACCCAGUUGGAUAUGCAGAGAUAUUUCUGCCGCAUCGGGUCCAUAAACAUGACCCUGCAAGGCAGUCCUGUCGUUGCCAUUUACCUUCCAGGGCUUCAGCGAAAAAAUGCAACAUUUAGUGGAAGGUUUGAAGCAUAUGUUUGUAGAAAACAGUUAAAUGAGACCAGUGGAGUCAUAUCAUCACCAAACUACCCAAAUGUCUAUGACAACUAUGAAAACUGUACUUGGCUGAUCCACUCUCCAGCAAACAAACAAAUCAGGCUCUCAUUUACAGACUUCAGACUUGAGCAAAAUUUUGACUAUGUGACGGUGUACGAUGGACCUUCAAGAGAUUACCCCCAAUUGGGUAGAUUUACUGGCUUCACUAUGCCCCAAGCCCUGAAUUCAUCUGGAAGCGACUUGUACGUCACAUUCACGUCUGACGGCAGCGUCGUAUACACAGGGUUCAGUGCAUAUUAUGAGACAUCUGUUUGUAGAAAACAGUUAAAUGAGACCAGUGGAGUCAUAUCAUCACCAAACUACCCCAAUGUCUAUGACAACUAUGAAAACUGUACUUGGCUGAUCCACUCUCCAGCAAACAAACAAAUCAGGCUCUCGUUUACAGACUUCAGACUUGAGCAAAAUUAUGACUAUGUGACGGUGUACGAUGGACCUUCAAGAGAUUACCCCCAAUUGGGUAGAUUUACUGGCUUCACUAUGCCCCAAGCUCUGAAUUCAUCUGGAAGCGACUUGUACGUCACAUUCACGUCUGACGGCAGCGUCGUAUUCACAGGGUUCAGUGCAUAUUAUGAGACAUCUAUUUGUAGAAAACAAUUAAAUGAGACCAGUGGAGUCAUAUCAUCACCAAACUACCCAAAUGUCUAUGACAACUAUGAAAACUGUACUUGGCUGAUCCACUCUCCAGCAAACAAACAAAUCAGGCUCUCGUUUACAGACUUCAGAAUUGAACAAAAUUAUGACUAUGUGACGGUGUACGAUGGACCUUCAAAAGAUUACCCCCAAUUGGGUAGAUUUACUGGUGUCACUGUGCCCCAAGCCCUGACUUCAUCUGGAAGCAACUUAUACGUCACAUUCACGUCUGACAGCAUCGUCGUAUUCACAGGGUUCAGUGCAUAUUAUGAGACAUAUGUUUGUAGAAAACAGUUAAAUGAGACCAGUGGAGUCAUUUCAUCACCAAACUACCCAAGUGUCUAUGACAACUAUGAAAACUGUACUUGGCUGAUCCACUCUCCAGCAAACAAACAAAUCCGGCUCUCGUUUACAGACUUCAGAAUUGAACAAAAUUAUGACUAUGUGACGGUGUACGAUGGACCUUCAAGAGAUUACCCCCAAUUGGGUAGAUUUACUGGUGUCACUGUGCCCCAAGCCCUGACUUCAUCUGGAAGCAACAUGUACAUCACAUUCACGUCUGACGAAAUCGUCGUAUUAACAGGGUUCAGUGCAUAUUAUGAGAGCAUUGAUCGGUGUUCAUUGAGUUUGCAAGGCGACUCUGGCAGAAUGAACAGCUUUAAUGACCUGGGCUCUGCAACAAAUAUGUUCUGCACUGUGGACAUUACAGUUCCUAAUGGCUAUUUUGUCAAGCUGCAAUUUAACUACUUCAAGCUACCGGGGAGCGAGCUGUGUGGCAACAGCUCCCUGACCGUGUACGACGGCGGUGCCCAGCAGCGGGGACAUUCACUGGGCAGAUUCUGCGGCCAAUCUCUGCCGCCGGGCGUGCGCUCCCUCUCCAACAACGUGACGCUCGUGUUUCAAGUCUCGGACAACUUCAUGCAAGAAUAUGGCUUCAGUUUGGAGUUCUACAAAGUUGACCCACUACCAGCCAGCAAAGAAUGUGGCUGGAUCCCCGUAGCAGAACGCAGAGUGAACAACCGGAUCGUGGGAGGCUACGAAGCAAGGCUCGGAGAAUGGCCCUGGCAAGCGAGCCUGCACUACUUCAACAGACUGGCCUGUGGGGGCUCCCUCCUCAGUGACCGCUGGGUUGUGAGUGCUGCUCAUUGCUUCGAUAGUAACAACCCAAACACCUGGAUGGUAUACCUGGGCCUGCACUCUCAGAACAAUCUCAGCGCUUCAACUGUCGUGGCCAGAAGCGUCAACAAAAUCCUCAUCCACGAGCGCUACAACAGAAGCAGCCAUGACUAUGACAUUGCUCUUAUGGAGCUGUCAGAACGUGUUUCCUUCACCGAUUACAUACAGCCAGUUUGCCUCCCACCUCGCUUUCAGAAGUUUCCCUACCCAGGGAAAUCAUGCUUCAUUUCUGGUUGGGGAAGACUUUUUGAAGCUGGCUACACAGCCACCCGGCUUCAGGAGGCUUCAGUAGAGAUCUUCAAGACGUGCAUCACCCCAGGGCCGCAGGCCUACAGCCCAUCUCUAAUCACCAAUAGGAUGCUGUGUGCAGGUUACCUCGAAGGAGGGGUGGACACCUGCCAGGGAGACUCUGGGGGUCCCUUGGUUUGCCAGGACUCAAACGGCCGCUGGUACCUCUCUGGAAUCACCAGCUGGGGCUAUGGCUGUGCACGGCCUUACCUGCCAGGUGUUUACAGCAGGGUCACCAAGUUCUUGGGCUGGAUUCACCAGAACAUGCAGUAGUCUCUUAUACCGUCCUGCACCGACACAAUACUAUAGAUCAUGAAUAUUAAUUAUGGGAACCGUAAAUCAAAAUAAUUAAUGCAGGCAAUCAAUAUGUAAAAAAAUACUCAUUGUAAAUUGUUAAAAUGUUCAUUCAUAUCGCUGAAUACUGUAUUUUAAAUGCACCAGAAUGUAACAAGGUUUGCAAGUCAAUAGAUGAACAAAGGUUUUGGGUCAAAUCAGACAACUCUGAUGGUUUAUAACAUGGUAUUUUGGAUUUGCAACACCUGUAAUGGGGCCUGGCAGAGCAAAAAUGCAUAUGAUGUGAAAACCACUUAACCAAGGUGGAAGGGUGAUUGUUGGCAUUGACAGGAGAUGAAUACAUAACUUUCUAUUUUUCAAUGUUGCUUGAUUCAACGUUGACACAAUGGACAAUUCAUGGACUGUCUAAAAUAUUUCGCCCAACCUGAUUUUACAUGACAGCAAAAUUAAGUACUGUCUAAACUAUGUACGAUGCAUUUAUUUGUUAUAUUUUGACCUGGGCCAUCAACUCGCGUCUCUCAUACAUUAAUUGCAAUGGCUGUUGAGCAGUAGGGGUACUUAGAGGCUAUCUAUGGAUCUUCUAGGGGACCACUGCAAUGAUCGGCGCAUCCAGACGAGAUGAUGCGUUCCACAGGGAGAAUGUCCUUCAUGGAGGUUGUCUAAAAGUGUGUCCGUGGCAAGGUUAUUGGUGAUUUACUUUCACCUUCCCUGGUCAACACAGCCCAUGAGUUUGUGAGUUUUGGUUUAAUAACUACAUAAAGACAAGACUGGUUUUGCACAAGGAGGCUGCAAAAAAAACAAGUUUGUAAUGCAAUUAGCUUGUCACAUGUAAAGUUACCUGAGACGCCUCUGUGUAAAUGGGCUGAUAUAAAAAAAAACAUUAUCAUAGUGUGCGUAAUAAAACUAUGGAAAAAUGUAAUGAAGAAAAUACUUCAUGGAAAUAUAUACAAAAUGAACAUUUUAACUCUUUUGUGGUAUUCCAAAAAUCAUGGUAUAUUUGAUUGGGUAAGACGGUUUGCUAGUUGGGGUGGAAAAUGGCAAUGAUCCUUCAUAAUGUGAGAGACUGAAAGCUGCUCUCAUGAAAUGUAAACUUUCUUUUUCAAAACGGAUUCACACGAAGCAACAUACUAUUUGCCACAACAAUCCGUAAUAUAUUUAAAGCAUUUGGAAAUCGAUGCAUGCUUAAUAGUAAUCUGGUGAAUAAAUAUAAA